Exaiptasia diaphana is the source of this 625-nucleotide messenger RNA. RefSeq names its product pyrethroid hydrolase Ces2e-like. The record is from RefSeq and is a predicted model, not a curated record. The transcript has 2 exons. The annotation marks the transcript as partial. Lineage: Eukaryota; Metazoa; Cnidaria; Anthozoa; Actiniaria; Aiptasiidae.
UUUGUCAACUCUGUCACUUGGACAUCUGAAGUGAAGAUCAACAGUGGGAAACUUCGAGGCUACGUUAGAGUAGUAAACAACACUGGCGGGCUCAAAGUCAGAGGAUACCUUGGAAUACCGUUUGCACAGGCAAAACGAUUUGAGCCCCCAGAACCUCCAAAAUCAUGGGACGGUGUUAAAGACAUGGUAACAUUGGGAAAAUCUUGCCCUCAAGUGCUAACUCCAUUUGGGGUAUCGAGGGUGGAAGACAUGAGUGAAGAUUGUUUAAACCUCAAUGUGUAUGUCCCUGACGACACAAGUAGCUCAUCACCUUUGCCUGUCAUGGUGUGGAUCUACGGCGGUGGGUUUUCUGUGGGUACCAAUCGUAUAUAUGAUGGUAGCUACCUCGYAACACUCGGUAAAGUAGUUGUUGUGGCCAUCAACUAUCGUGUGUCGGCCUUUGGGUUUUUAAACAAUGGUAAAGACGGUGAUAUCAAGGGUAACUAUGGUAUGUUGGAUCAGGUUGAGGCACUGAAAUGGGUCCAGAAAAAACAUCGCAGCAUUUAAUGGUGACCCCAAUCAAGUUACCAUAUUUGGUGAGUCUGCUGGGGGUGCCAGUGUAUCUUUGCUGUUGUUAUCAAAGCUU